Caenorhabditis sp. 36 PRJEB53466 is the source of this 15506-nucleotide messenger RNA. NCBI's taxonomy places the organism in Eukaryota, Metazoa, Nematoda, Chromadorea, Rhabditida, Rhabditidae. The record is from the annotation of a GenBank genome assembly.
AUGAAAAAGUCUCUGACCGACUCGAACAUCGCCACGUCUGCCAGGUACGUUCACACCACCAGGUUCAUUACUUUCCGUCCGACAGUACCGAACUGCACUCUUUUUCUUUUUCUCCGUCUCUUAUUCAAUUCCACUGCCUUUCUGUCUCUUUCAAAAGCGGGCGGUCUCCAUGCGAAUGCGAAUCGAAAGUGAAAACGAGGCGUCGUCGUCGGCAGGCAACAGCAGCAGCAGCAGCCGCCAGAAGGCAACGUACCUAUUAAUAAAAUGGGCAAUGAUGGCAAUUGAUUUAUAGAGAAAACGAAGAAUAGAUUAGGCGCAACGUUCGUUCGCCGCGGGCUUUCACUCUGUUUUGCAUGGCUAAUAAGGUGGAGAGAAAGUGAGAAAGUGAGAAGAAAUUAGGUGUGUAUACUCCCUUUUUGGUCUUCUCCCCAUUUUGAGAAUUCUCCGACCGGCCGUCACUUCUCAUUGUUCGUUUAUCCCCGCACAAUGUCAGCUGAUUCACUCCGUACUUUACAACAUUGAACAUUUUGUGACACUUUGCCUCGAGACGUCAAAAGACAAGAGAGAUGGACAGUUCCGAUAGAGAUUGUCUUUUUGGAAGACACCCCACUUUUUGAUUCAUUUCUUUUUCUUUUUCUUCUUUCAUUUAUCUCUACAGCUCUAUCACCUUACUUCUUUCUGACCAAAUGUCGCCGUCUUCUAUACAACUACAAGCGAUUCGUUAAUGUCAUCGUUUCUGUAUGCAUUUGGUGCCGGUGACUCACAGAGCACAUCUUGCUCCAAAUGCUUUUCCCGUCCCAAUCAGAAAGCCUUAUAGGCGUGUUUUCGUAACCAGCAGACUCGAUAUGCACCUGAUGAAAAUGAAAAAACAGAACUGUGAUAUUAUCCUCUUCUCACUUCCCCCGUAUUAUCCCUCCCCUGCAUACAUUCACCAAAAACCACAGUUUUUGCCACUUUUCAUAAGUGGUUUUCACUGAAUAGAAUCUAGCGAAUGGGGGUUGAUUUCGGCCUAUCACAAACUACCGUAGCCCUUCCCCGCCUCCCUUCCAAUUUCGUAUUUUUCAGCGAGUGCCCCACGUCGACGACCCUCGUCCGCCAGCUCUACUUGCCCCAGAUUCCGCAGUCGGCGUCGUUCGCUGCCGCGCCAUCCUCCUCUUCGGGAUCGUCGUCCUCGGGAUCCGCCCACCAUCCGAUUUAUCACUCGCAGAACUCGCUGCCGCCCUCUCUCGUCGGCACAUCGCCGCAUUCAGCGAGCAGCAACAGUCUUGUGCAGGUGAAUAGAAAACGAAAGUGCGAGAGUCAAAAGAACGAAUGAAUGCAAGCGGUCGUCUAGAAAAUUGAACGCAUUCUAGUUAUAUUUCAGUUGUGCGAGCGUCGACGCUUGCCCUAGAAAUGUCCUUUUCAGUAAUCCUUUCCGGAAGACUUUUGUCCUGUUUUCGAAUUCAUUUUGACUUGUUUUCUCUCUAUUUCCCGGAACUGAAGCCUAUUUCUCUUAUGACAUCAAUAUUCAGGGACACCGUAAUCCGGCGCUCGGCUCGAACAACACCCUCACCCGCAGCUACCAUCAGCCUUCUUCUACCAACUCGUCGACGAACAACCUCUACGGGCCUCUAGGUACCCUUUCCCGCGACUUGAAGCACGCCAUCAACGACAUCUCGCCGCCGGUGAUCAACGCCUCCGCGAAUCCGCACCUCGUCAACUACAUUCAGACGUCGUCGUUCGACAACGGUUAGUUCCUCCCCUUUUUGUUGUCCAUCCACGUCACUGAUUCGGUGUUUUGUGGCUGCGAGGGGGUGUUCAUUCUGAUCUGCAGUCUUGUGACCGAAAGGGCUUCGAAAAAUAUCUCGAACUGGCGGUUUUUGGCCACUUGCGCAAGACGAUCUUCGGCGUCGCCAACGGAAAUUCCAAUUUUCUCGUUCGGAAAGCACUGCUGCCGCCGCCACUUUCUCUCGUGCCUACUAGUACGUAUCCGCCCGCACUUUCUCCGAAUAGUAAGAGGCGAAGCUGUGUGUUUGUUGUGCGAUAAUCGAUGAAUCAAACUAUUAAUAAACAAUGGUUGGCAACACGGUUACGAGAGAAAACAAUCGCAUUCUGGUUUCCGGAAACUGGACGACUCUCGCCUCUGACGCCCUUUCGAUCGCUUUUUCCAGGUCCUUCUUCCUCUUCCCUCGAGACCAUUUUGUUCGUUUUCUUCUCUUUUCUUCUUCCGCUUCUUCUUCUUCUUCUUCUCCUUCUUCUUACUUGCCGUCGUAAUUCAAAAUGGCCCCUCUCUCGGCGGCGGAUCCACCAGCUGUCUAAUGAACGAAGGCCCCGUAUUACAUUGUCCAUUGCACAAAGAAUGCAACGAGAAGCUCGUCCGAUUCUUGAGCACUCACGCCGAGUUCACUUAUUUCAACUGCCAAAUAAAGCCAAUUUUCGCCAAUUCGGAGGCACGAGCCUAGGAGGGCAUAUUAAUCCGAUCCGAGAAAGGGAAAAGGAGAGAGCGAGAAGAGACCAGUGGCUACUGCCCCCGUCGGCCGCUCAUCCAUUCCCCUUUCAUCUGUUUUCGCCUCCGUUUGAUUGAUGCCACUGCAAAACAGAUAUGCCCAUCAAAAUUUUCGAAAGAUUUGAACUUUGUCACACCCGAUUGCCUACUGUUAAAAGUGGAUUUUGAUGCGUUAGUCACAAGAAACGGAAACGAGAAGGCCAUUUCCGCGAUGUCCUUUCGUUUCCUUUCCACAAAUGUUUCCCUUGAGCUCUGACGAAUUCGAGCUGGAACAACAGGACGCCGCCGUUUUUUUUGCCUUCUGGAAAUCGCUUUCCGUGAAUCGGCAAUUAUCUCAACCUCCCGCGGCAGACAUUUUCUUCUCUUCUUGCUCCUUCCGUUUCUUGACCUCUUUUGCUUCUCGUCUCUAGCUUUUUUGCUAUUCAAAACUGGAAUAGGAAUUCGGUUUCUGGGGGCCACCGCAUAUCCUCUCCAUCUCCUUCCUAAUUUCCAGGCGAGCCAGAUCCGCAGCCAAGAUAUCAGCUUUCCCCGUUUCCUCUUCUUCCCUUUCCUUUCGCUUCUCAUCCUCCGUCGUCUCGCCUCCUCCGUCCAAUUACCCGGCGACGAGGUUUUCGCGCGGAGAGCCCGCGACGCCUUCUGUGCCCCGACCGAAAAGAAGUUUUGUUCUUUCGGAUGCAAAUCUGAUUUUGCCCUCUUCGUUUUUUUUUUCAUUCCUUCGGGCGGUCUCGUGCCCUUGAGGUCUCCUGCCUCACUUUUUGCCGCCUCGUUUCAUAUUCUCUUUCUCACGCUCAUCAUCACAAUCAUUGUCGUCGUCCGAGUAGGAGAAUUGCGUCGCCGUCGCCGUCGUCAUCCUUUCAACACCGGCUUUCAAUUGACGAUAGCGCUUUUUUGAAUGGCCUCCUUCUCGUCCGGAGGCCUCCGCCGCAAUGAGAACACUAUAGUAGCUGACUGAAGGGACAGCGAGCAAGAAUAUACGGCUUCUGCCUCCCCUUCUUUUUCUUCUUUUUCUCCGAGCACUCUUUAUUUUUCAAUUAUGAACAUGCAAAACUACGCUAGUUGUGUUUGUGCCCACGCCGUGAAAUCAGUCAGAUAUAAAAUCUAUUUCUGUUCAUCUAAUGCAGCUGAAAUCGAGUUGCGUCAGGGUGUGGGAAUGUAGGUGGAAUGACGAUGAAAUCAGUCAGAAGCCUGGCUCCAGUAAUCCCUUCCAUUUCCUAUUUUCUUCGCAGUAUUGAGUUACCACUUCACCUCCGCCAUAUUCAUAAUCUUCCUUUGAUUACAAGAGAAAACCGGAAACAGCCCCGGCAGAAAACCAACGUUUUGUAUUCAAAUGCACACACAAAUAUUUGUUCGAGACGGUGGAAAGUAGUCAUAUUUUAUUUCAGUGCCCUUCUUUCGCUAUUUCCUUCCUGCCCCACGAACAUUAAUCCCCAUCCAUGUCUGGAAACGCAAUUUUAUAAUGUAUCUUUUGCCGCGUAUAGUACUCCCGUCCGAUACACUUCUGCAUGAGACACUGCUCCUGCUGCUCUUUCCGCGGGUCUCGCUCCUCACCCAUUUCUGUUUGUUUUUGCAUAAACACUCACCACGACUUCGACGCUCUUUCCGCGACGUUUCUAUAGUUUAUUUCUUCUCCCCCUCUUUUUCUUCUCCAUCUUCAUCUCCUUCUAUUUUCUUAUACACCAAUUUCGAGAUAAUAUCAUCUGCUCUGGAAAUCCGUUGGCAAUCCUAUGCGGAUUCGAGCUAGAGCCGCCGCUCUCGGCCGGAUUAUAUUCUGUUGUUAGGAUGAACCCGUCUAGAACGAGGGGGAGUUUUUUUCCCGUUUAUUUUUCUGUCGCCAGAAGAAUUCAUCGUGAUACGCCAAUACAAAAACAAUCAUAACUCGAGACAGUUUCUGCCCCUUGUGCCAUUCCAUUCCAAUCGGAACGCACUUUUGUUUCGAGUAUCACGUGCUUCUGCCAGGCGGUAAUCAGAAAUGAAAAGGCAAAGUGCCACGUCACUCUUCUGCUUGUGUCAACAACACGGAUGUUCGUGUCAUUAGGGCCCAUCUAGUUCUCCUUCCUCUUCUGCUACUGUCUUUCCUUCCCGUCCGUCAUUGCCAAUACUUGCUUCCAGUCUCUCUUGAUAAUGACAACCUACUCAACAUCUUCUUCUUCUCCCUUUUCAUCAGCUCUUCUUCAUCUUCAUCUUCUUCUUCUUCUUCUUCUUCUUCCUCCUCGUCUUAAUUUGUGCCUAUUCAUUCACAGAACACCUUCUGAUACGUGCCAAAUGCAAGCGGAUUAUCUCGAGGUUGGGCUCACGUGUCUUCUGCAAACUCGAUGUACCUCAACCCGAUUUCCAGUUUCUUCGCACCCAAAGUUUUCAGUUUGAUUCCCCUGAAUUCCACAUUUGAUUGUUUGUCGAUCUAAUCACAGGAUCACAAUCGAAAUGGAGUAUUGUUUGCCGGUUUCUGGGGUGCUGCCUUGUUGGAAAGGCUCUCGAAAUCGGUCAACAGACACCAAAAACAGCGGAAGACGGGAGUCUGUGCCCCGGCGGCAGGUGACGAAAUCGGAACCUCCAGGUAGUAUUCGUUCCCGACCAGUUCUUGACGGUCUUGUUUUCGAUUCCGUCUUCUUCUACUCCUUCUUCUCGUCUCGAUCUGAAAAAAAGAACUAAAGAAUAUGAUUUGAUUCUUUACGGUCGAAAUAGUCUCGAGAAGGCACCGUCGCAUCGCCAUGACGAUCCGUCCCGAAACUACGCGAAGUCACCUAGUUACCGCCAGUUUGCCACCUCAUUUCCUCCUUCCAUUUGGCCGUUUUUCUCUCGGAAUUUCAUUUAAUGGCUGGCACAGGUCACCCCGACCUCUCCGUUUUAUUUCCGAACAUGUCUUGACGCACAGGUGAUAAAACCUCAUAAAAGAAGUCGGACGCCACUGCCAAGUCAUCUCCAUUACUUCGUGCGCAAUUCCUUUCCGUGGGCCGAGGCCGGCAUCGUGUGAUUCUGCAUAAUCCAAUCGAGCUUAAUCCUCGUUUCCUUUCUACCUUCCUCUCACUAAAAACUCUGCAUCGAAAGUUUCUCUUCCGCUUCUUUUUCUUCUUCUUCGUUUUCUUUUCACAUCGUCUCCUUGCUUCUUUCUUUCAUUUCACUUGAAGACUCCAAAAGUACACUUCUCCUUUUCCGCUUUUUUAUUCUCUUCAUUUGUGAUCAGCAGUUGCAGGAGCACACGCGGCAACGCGCGGCUUUUCCGCGCCCGUGCACAUACGUAAACUCUUCUUUCUUUGCCCAUUUUCGCCUCUCGCAGGGUAAACAGUACGUCGUCUUUCUUCUGUCGUUCCAAUGACGAAAGCACUCACGUAAACUGCCGGCCACUGUCCAUUCCUCCUCCCGCUUGUUUGCCUACUGUUUCGAUUUGAUCUGUUUGCAAUGAGCUGUUGUUUUUUUGUGGCUCCCUCGGGAUUUGGUUUUGGCGCCAACACAAGUGGAAUGAAACUAACGCAACAGAAGAACAGAGAACGGAGGCAAAACGAUGAUGGCAUGGAUGUUUUGUGGACCACCAGUAACCAUGGCUUCUCGCAUGUGCUGCAGAUGUCUCUGCGUCUGGAGACACUCUCCAGUUUUAACGUUCUGUUAGUGUAGCGGGUCACCUGUUGGUCAGCUUUCCGCUUUUUCACAUCUCUUCAAAACCAAUGAGUUUGAGGAGCAAAAGUCGUCAGGUGUGACUGAGGCAAAGAGUUCCCCUCUUCCUCUCCCUGUUGUCAACUGAACAUCCAGUUCAAGCUUCUUCUUCCUGAUCGCUUCUUAUCUUCCGCGCACUUGUCAAGAUGUUGUUCACGUUGUCACAUGUACGUGUUUGACGUGUAAGUGAAUUCUUCUCAUCAGACGCGAGCACUUCUUCUUUUGAACCCGUCAACAUGCGCGAUUCAUUUGUGUGUGGUUUUUCCGCAAGCCGUGUGACCUGUGCCACCCAAAUACGUCAAUCGGUUCGUCACCAGCGAUGCGGCGCCGCGUCCUUCCUCCCAUCGCAGCUGUUCGGCGGUUUGCGCGGCUUUCCGGGGCGCGUCACCGUCGGCGUCUCCGAUCCGCUCACAUGUGUUCUUCCGCACUCUUACCGCAACCGGAAUGGUUCGGCGGUUCUGUUUUCCCUUCUGCUCCGUAUUUGGAGAGCCGCCCCAACCAGCACACGCGGCGUCCUGGGGCGGCACGCAGCAGCUCACGCAUCACUCGCGGCUCCGGCGCUCCAGAGGCUCGCCCGAAUACCGUGUUUGUUUUUCCGGUCAGUCAGCGGCAUGCGACGGGCGCGAGCUUUUGCUCAUUGCCAGCUUGCAGCCUUCUUCCCGCUUCCGCACUUUCCGCAGUCCCUUUCCGGGACACAUGUUUUCUUCUUUUGAUUCUCUCUUUCCUCCUCUAUUCCUCCAGUUUCCACGAAUUAUUCAGAAUUCUUGGAGUCGGUGGCUCGAAAAAGAACUCUCUUUCGUCUUUCCUUAUAUUCCUCUGCGUCAUCAAGCUCCUUCGUUAAUAAUUCAGUUCGCCAAGACGAAUAUAUUCUUAACUUCUUCUCCGCUUCAAUUGAUAUUCGAUCAGUCCCUUAUCACUAUGUUUUCAUUCUUUCGUUAAUUUCGAAAACACAUCCCAUUUUUUCAGGCUCGUACGACUUUCCCAGUGGACAAGCACAACAGCAACGGCGUCUCGGUGGAUCCCAACAGCACUUGGCUCCACUUCAACAGACAUCGUCGUCCCUUUAUUCAAACCCGCAGUCGUCGAGCUCUCAACUACUAGGCCAAUCAGUUCGGCCCAACUACGCUUAUCAGCAGUCUUUGCCACGUCAACAACAUUGCAAUAGUCACCAGACUCAGGCCGUAAGUUCUUGAUAUUUUCGCCUCCCUUCACAUGUCCCCUUGUUCCAGUUCUUCGGUACAAUCAGAGGCCCGGUCAACACGACUAACAUUGUGACGCCUCUCCGUGCCUCCAAAACGAUGAUUGACGUGUUGGCGCCAGUGAGAGAUUCGUUGGCUGCACAGGCUACCACAGGAACCCUUCCAAGUGUAGGAACCAGUUCCUCCAACGGUUAGUUUCUUUUUCUUCCUGUAUGCAGAUACUCGGACAUUUCUGACUUUUGACCGGAAGGAAGCCAUCCCUCUAUUUAUAUCAGCCCACCUUCUCUCUAAUCUUGUUUUUCCACCUGAGACGCAAAAUCGGAUUUUGGCGGCACUAAAUGAGCAUACUUGGAAAACGAAAACAGAACAAAAAACGAUACAGUUAGAAAAGAAGUGAGAAUCAGAGAAAAUCGAAAUUUAUUGGAAUGGUGUUCUGUUCUACUGCAAACAAAAGAGCCCGCCGUUUUCGGAACAAUUUCAACCUUUUCCCCUUUCUCUCUUCACAAAAUCCUAUGACUGAACUUGGUGAGCCCUUUCUCUGCUUUUCCGGUACGAGCACAGAAUCGAAUAGCUAACAAGCUGGCGUCCAUCUAUCAUGUAGAGUGACAAAGUGCUUUCCGUCACCCGUCCGUCCGUCUCCUCGACGCGGAACAUUUUCAUUCGAUUUGUGCUCUCCUCGGAAUAUAAUGACGGAUUUCCCUGCUUGUUAUUCCGCCCAUUCCAUUUCCUUUUCGAAAAAGAAGAACGGCGGAGAGAUUUGGUUGCCAGCAGCUAACAGCUAUUACGACAUUCGAACGAAAGGAGAGUAUAAUCGGUGCGUUGCCGUCGACUUCUGUUUCUUUCCCACUCACUUCUUCUCAUUUCUUCUUCCUUCUUCUUUUUCCCGUUUCCCGCUCACAAGUUUGAUUGGGAAAUAGCAUGGAUGACGGCUCCUCGCUUCUCCCCGCUUCGUCGUCUGCUCCUCCCCGAAAAAAGGAUCCCUCUCUCUCUCGUACAUCAGACACGCCUUCUCUUUUCCCCUCUAUCCACUGCUUCUGCUCUCACGUAUCGCCGGCUGAUAGUGGGAGGGGGAAGGAAAAGGAUAUCGGCACGAGCGACCCGACCGCUUCUGGUUUCUCCCUCCGGAUGAAUUCGAUUAUCGUAUUUUGACGGCGCCCGCUCCCUCCAGUUUUUCCCGUUGUCUACUUACUGCCAUGUAUUCUAGUCUAUUCGAGUUACGAGGUUCGUUCAGUUUUACUCUGGUAGUAGGGUUAGAAUGCAUACGGGUUGUAUUAGUGAAAAGAUCUCUGCUCACCGAGAGUGCUCAAUAUUUCGUUUUUAUGCUCUUGUACUACGUUUUACAAGCCACAUGAAGAGCACAUGUGGGGGAGCGCACACAUACACGCACGAGCUCAUUAUCGGUCACUUCGAGAGCACUACUGCCACGCUUGAAUGGUUUCUGUUUUGCGUGGCGCUGUGCCAAGAGGGAAAGUAAGAAAACUGGGGGAAGACGGAAGGAACAGACUGCACCCGCUCCACGCAGGUGUAUUCAUUCUUUUUGUCGUUUCGUCGAAACUCGGGGCAGUAAAACUGCGGAGCCACAUGCAAACGACAAGCUCUCGAUAGGAGGACCUGCGUCUCAAGCAGUCGGCGUGCUCUCUCGACACGAAAGAACAACUUUCGACUGCUGCUGGAGCAGCCUGAAACCUGCCUGGUUCUGCUCUUUUGCUAUCAGCAGAGACAGACAGUGCCACAGCCGAAUCCUCCCCGCUCUCCAUUCAACUCAAAAAAACAAUACACCUGUGGCCGGCUGCUGGCUCGCCUCUCUCAGCUUGUUGUUGUUUUGCCCUCGGCUCCGCCAUGUUCGCUAUUCCGUUUCACCGACUUUACUCCUAUGAAGGUAUGUUCUUUUUUGGUGAUGGUGGAACAAAAAGAGAGCGACAGCAAGCGGGGCGCCUGUUUGUUUUCACCCUGGUCGCCGGGAGAGAACAACCUGCGAAAAAACAUAAUACAAGCGUUUUUGUGUUGGUAAAUAUCUGUAGGACCAGAAACAUUAGAGGAGAAUCUCGUCGAAGGAUUAGAGCCGUUCAGAUCGGAUGAAUGUGUGUCAAAACACGCACUGUCUUUUUACUAUUCCCUGCAGUUUUGUUACAGUCUCCAUAACAACUGAAUAUUAUUUUUUCUUGUCAUCCUUUGUCAUCCAUUUCUCAGCAUUUAAAUCGCAAAUCGUGGUUUCCUGGAUGAGCUCCCAAUAAGACAAACACGAGGAAAAAGGAGAAGAUGGAAAGGAACGAGAAGAAGAAAUUACUGUUUGCGUAGGCAAACCGGGCUGAGUCACUUGUAUGUUUACUCUCUGUCUCGGGUAUGAUACGAACACUGAAAGCGAGGCUGCUGGAACUGUACUUUUUGAUCGUUCUCCUUCCGCCCAUUCGCUUCCAAAAACUCGCGAAAAUAUCUUGAUCAUGCAACUUCUCACGUGACCUAAAUGAUUAAUAAUUUAGCCUUUUGCACACCUUUUUCAAAACACUGUUUUCGGUGGGCCCCCGACUCUUUUUUUUGCAGCGCUCCACUAGUCACUUCCCCUCCCGUCCGACUCGACGCUUAAUUAAUUCGCGCAUGCGUGCUCGUUGCGCCUCGAGCCAGUCAAAUCAGCUGUCUUCCCUCUUCCCGUUUGUCGGCGCCGUCGUCGUCGUUUUUCUUCCUUCAAUUCGAUUAGUUCUAUUCCACACCCACACUCUGUGCUGGAGUUCUGGAGCGAAAUAAACUCUCAAUCGAAUUAUGAAUUUUCACAUGCUUCGUUCUCACUUUGCGUUUGGUCUUAGCCCCCAAAUAGGUCACCGACUGAGUGAAUAAUAAGCAAGUUUCGAUCCAAUUUGUCGUCCAAGGACGAGAUGACACACGCAAAGUGCAUGCGCCGGCACUAAAGUACGACCCAAAAGUAAACUGCCCGCCCGUUCGUACCUCUGUUCUUUGGCUUUUCAUCCGCGUUAUCCGUUUACCCUUUCUUUUUCAUUCUCAUCCUCGUUUUUUUGCACUUGUUUUCUGUUUAAUUAGGUGUUUCCCAUAGGAGAGUGGGCGAUCGAUCCAGUCAGCGCGUGUUAGUCAUCGUUCUCUGUCUGUGAACAACACCGCCUUAUCGUUUUGGUUGGGUUCCAGAUGGUUUACUCUCCCUUUUUUCUUUUUUUAAAUUCUGUUCCUCAUCAUAUUCUUCUCAAUUUUCUCUUUUUUUUUCGAUUUUUCUCACGCUUGCCACUGUACUACUCAUAUGUCCCUCCUCCAAUAUACUGGUUAUCAAAAAGGCGUUAGUACAAUAGACGCUUGUGACCGUUUAGAAAAAUGCACAUGCAAUACUGGCAGUUCAGUCAUGUGAUAAGCAUUUCGAAAUCGAGCACUUUAUCUUUUUUCAAUUCGGCGCUCGUAGGUCCGCAAUUGUUCGUCGUUUGCGGUGUUUUCAGAAAAUUCCUUUGGCGCGAAUCUUGAACUUUAAAAUUACGAUUUAUUUUUUGCCGGGACCUCAGUCGUCCUAAUCUCACUUUAUUUUUUUUUCCGUUCCUCGUCCGCUGUUGAAAGACCUCUAAUAAUUAGUGUAAUGGCUAUUAUCUUGCGAGGACAUGGGUGAAGGUCACAAAACGCGAAAUUCGACACCGAAAUGCCGGCGCUCUAGUCUCCAUUUCCGUUGAACGAAAUGUACGAUGUGUGUUAGUAUUUAUUUGCUGCGGACCACUUUUUCGUGGGAAAUGUGCUGCGAUGAAUUUGAUAGUAGGAUCCCCUCUUGUUAAAACUCGUCGGCGUCGAACGAAAAGAAAAGAAACGCGUUCGAUUUAUUCAUUCGUCCUAGAAAAUGAAGCGAGCGCGAAACCCCAUAAAUUUCGGCAAUUUCGACCAUCUGCACAGUUUCAAUCUGCCAUAAGGCUCGCUUUGCGUGUGCGACAGCGAAAAUCCGACCCUGUCUAGCAAAUACAUGACCGGCCAUCUGGGGUCGCUUUGCCCGAAUGCACUUUCCCGUACCACCAGGAACAUCACUAAAGAUGGCGAGCACAGACAACGAGAGAGGCGUUUGACCCGGCCCGGCAAACACGAACAAUGGUAUCGGGCCCUCCGCGCGGGUGUCCGCUCCCCUCGGUCCUUCAUCUUUUCCCCUCCGUCAUUUUCACCAUCACCUAGUUGUCGUUCGAAUCGCCAAUCUCUCGCUCAUUCUCGCGCCUUCCUGCGUCUCAAUAUUCUCACGGGGACCCGACGCGUACUACGAAAUGGACCGGACUGCCGGCUGGUCUCUUCAGAGACUGCUGUCUUAUGUAUGCGUCUCCGAACGGGCCAUUGUCCCUCAGUGCGGCCAGCCACGACGACCGCAUCGCCACCCUUACCAGUCACACCAACGGAUGCUGCGCGACUGGCGAAUUACUGCUCGUGGUCAAUUUUCAGCGUCCACGUAUCCCUUAGUCCUACUUUACCUCAUUUCUCAGUUUAUUGAUCCGUUCACCAAAUUAGGUCAGUGGUUUCUCCCGUUUUAGUACUCCUCGCGAUGCGUAUCAUCUCUCAUUUCUCACACAUUCAUUUUUAAUAAUCGAAUGAGACGGGCGCUCUUAAUAGAAUUCCAAUCAUUAACAUUUUUCGUGAGCGACAGGCAGUGAGCGAGUUGUUAAGAAUUGAAAGCUUGAUCGAAACAUGAUUGACACCUUUUUUGCUGAGACCACGCACCCGUCUCCUCUUGACACCAAGGCCAUUUAGCAUGGCCUCGGGUCGGACGAAAAAAAAACACAACGACGCAGGAAGGCAGAUGGGAGAAGAAGGAAAAGUCGUGUAGUCCCUUCUUUUCUUUGGUGCAGCUUCAAGUGGCCGAGAGGCCAAUUGAACGCACAACCUUGCAGUAAUAACACGCUCUGCUCCCGCUUUUCUCCGCGUCUCAGCCGAGAGUGUGUUGCCUCGUUCGCGAAAAGUACGGAUUUGAGACAAUCGUUGCCUCCUACUUUGACAAGUGCUACUACUUCUCUCUAUUUUCCCACCGUCUCGCCAAAAGGUUUCGCUUGUUUUCCGGGUUGUGACGUGGCUGGCUCGUUCUCUGUUCAAGAGGUUCUAGGAUGACGCCAAGACGCGUAGAAUAGGCGGCGCCCUCCUGAAAAGUUGCUUCUCUCCAUGAAUGAUUACACAGAGUGUGCGUGUAUUUGCACGCCCGCCGCGUCGACACCGCACAGACCAGCUGCGCGGAAGAGCCGCAAACGAAGACACAGUUGACCAAAAACAAUGGCACUGUUAUUAGUGUUCCCUUCCUUCGGUUACCCCCGCUUCCUUUCUUUCUCUAAAUAUUUUUGUCCACUCCUUCUUCUCAUAAUUUGAUUUCUUUCGUUAGGAACCGCAAGCGUAAAUUCCGGAUCCUAACCCAGACCGACAUCUGUGGUCCCAUUCGUUAACGUGAAACGAGCACAACAGAGUUUGAGUGUGAUACCCACAAACAUGACACUUUUUGAGCCGUACACAUCAGGAUUUCGGCUAGGGUUCAGAGGUGAGAGCGACCGAGACGGCCUCACGCCCCAGAUUAUUAGGGCGUUUACAGUCUAAAUGUCCGAGUUCAGAGUACAAAAAAUGACGUGGGAUCGUACCUGUUUUUAACCCCUGUUUUCAUCGCACACUUCCCCAUAAUUUUCAUCUCGUUUAUUUCAGGCUCGUCUGUCUCGUCAUCUGGAGUUGGAUCGGGUGGAUCUGGAAGUUUGAUGACGCAAUCGAUCGGCGGUCCCAAUAAACAUUUGUCCGCAUCACAUUCCACCCUCAACACAACUACGACACACGAUUCAAUUAUGCACACCAAAAUUCCGAAGAGUCCGAGCAAUGAAAGUCUCAGGUGAGGAAGGGAGAUGACGCUAUGGGAUUGCGAAAUGAGCGGAACUGGAUGUUUGAGAAAACAUUCCGCCGGUUCUUGUUUUGAACACAAAAAGUGAUUCGUAAUUCGUGGGUGAAUUACUGAUUACCUCGUUGCAUCUUGCAUGUUCUUGUUCUAUUAGUUUAGCACAAGUGGUAACAAGUUGGCCAAACAUUGGUUAUUUCUGGAAUUAUCAGCCGCACUCUCCUCGAUUUUUUAACUCAAAUGCUUUCAAAUCGAGAGACUCAAGAACACUUUCGAAAGCACGCGACGUUUCCUUGUUUCGCUCGUAAAACACUCCCCAAAAAUGUUGGCAUGUUUCGAACAAAGUGUCCUUUUUGAGACGACGCAAACACUCAAAUACCGCUGCCCUUUUUGUACAAUUUUUAUCGGAGAAAGUUUUCCGUUUCUUGCGUCACAACUCUUAUCGAAUUGAGCAGCAGACAAAAAGAACAAAGGAAAUAUAAAAAAUUUUGAUGUGGAAUAUAAAGCAGUUCUUUCAGCCGAUCGCACACUUCCUCGUCCGGAGGCAGCCAAGGCGGACACAACUCGAACUCUGGCUCCAACUCGGGAUUUCGACCAGAAGAUGCCGUUCAAACAUUCGGAGCCAAGUUGGUUCCGUAUGAGAAGAACGAAAUCUACAAUUACACACGGGUCUUUUUCGUCGGUUCACACGCCAAGAAGCAGCCCGGCGUGAUAGGAGGAGCCAAUAACGGUGGAUAUGACGAUGAGAAUGGAUCGUACCAGCUGGUCGUCCACGAUCAUAUCGCCUAUCGGUACGAAGUGCUCAAAGUGAUUGGAAAGGGAUCUUUCGGACAAGUGAGUAUUCUGGAAAUUUAAAAGAACGGGCGGUAAAGAUGGUUUUUAGGUCAUCAAAGCAUUCGAUCACAAAUAUCAGCAAUACGUGGCCUUAAAAUUGGUACGUAAUGAAAAGCGCUUCCACCGUCAGGCUGAUGAAGAGAUCCGAAUUCUGGAUCAUUUGCGGCGACAAGACGCCGAUGGAACGCACAACAUAAUACACAUGCUCGAUUAUUUCAAUUUCCGCAAUCACAAGUGCAUUACGUUUGAGCUGCUCAGCAUCAACCUUUAUGAGUUGAUCAAGAGAAAUAAGUUCCAAGGAUUCUCACUGAUGGUAGGCAGACAUUCACUCGUUCAUCUCACAUUCACGAUUGUUUUCAGCUCGUGAGAAAAUUCGCUUAUUCGAUGCUCUUGUGUUUGGACCUUCUGCAGAAGAACAGACUUAUUCAUUGCGAUUUGAAACCAGAGAACGUGCUUCUGAAGCAGCAAGGCCGAAGUGGAAUCAAGGUCAUCGACUUUGGAUCCUCUUGCUUCGAUGAUCAACGCAUUUAUACGUACAUCCAGUCGCGCUUCUACAGAGCCCCAGAAGUGAUACUCGGCACAAAGUACGGAAUGCCCAUUGACAUGUGGUCCCUCGGAUGCAUUCUCGCCGAACUGCUUACGGGAUACCCACUGCUGCCGGGAGAGGAUGAGAACGACCAGUUGGCACUGAUCAUCGAGUUGCUCGGAAUGCCGCCACCGAAGAGUCUCGAGUCGGCUAAACGUGCGCGCACGUUCAUCUCGUCUAAGGGAUAUCCUCGUUACUGCACAGCCACAGCCAUGACCGACGGAACUGUUGUUCUUACUGGAGCCAGGUUAGAAAAGAAAUCUAGAAGACUGUUCACCAAAUCGUCGUUUUCAGAUCAAAGAGAGGAAAGAUGCGUGGUCCACCAGCUUCCCGAUCAUGGUCGACAGCCUUGAAGAACAUGGGCGAUGAGUUGUUCGUCGAUUUCCUGAAGAGGUGUCUCGAUUGGGAUCCGGAGACGCGCAUGACACCUGCCCAGGCUCUCAAGCACAAGUGGCUCCGACGGAGGCUACCAAACCCACCGAGGGACGGAAUGGACUCCCUUCCAUCACUUGGAGACCAUGAGGUUCGUAUUUCAUCUCACUUUUUCAACUCCUGAAUAGUUCAUGAGAAUAAGGUGAACACAACUUGUAGAAAAAAGCGGAGACAUGUUUCAAAGAGUUGCCAAAUAUUGACUCGAAUGCCAAUAUUUUGAUGCGAAAAAAGUUUUGAAAAGUGCCGGAGACCCGGAGAGUGUAAGUAGUGUGCGUGUUACACUGACGUCCCACCCGUUCCGCUUUGGACUUCUCCGCUUUCUUCUCCCCACGGGUGUCUCAUUGCUUCCCGUCUCCACAAUCACUAAACACACUAAUCGGGAAAUGAAUGUGUGCGGUGUGGGGGAUUUUGUAACUAUGUGUGUUCAUUCUCCUCCACUUCUACCCCUAUUUGUCCCCUUUUUCGGUUCUGCCAUUCAUAUCUGCAAUCGCAUUUUUUCAGUAA